GGGACGCAUUUUAUUACAAAAAUAAUAACCGGUGUCCAUUGCCUCAUGCAUAAGCUAUAGUUCAUGUUAUAACAAUCAGCUCGAUGCCGAAUACGCGUCUGACGUAGAACAAUACAGCCCAAUUUUUCUAUGGACCAACUGUAUUGUAUUUUUCGUGAUUCUAUUGUCAAAGCGCAAGCGAUAUCUAUAGAUCUAUUUCGUGAUUCAGAUGUCCUUCUCUGCAUUGUAUUUUCUCAUUCGCAUAAUGCAAGUCUGUAGUGUGUGUGCGCGUAUGUUAUUCAGUAAUAAAUGCAGAACCGCCUCACUCUAAUCAAGCUGAUUAAAAAUUCCUGCGCGCACAGCCGGAAAUCGCACCAUCCUCUCCGUUUUCUUUCCACUUUCUACUUUAUUUUCGGGUCUUCUUUACGCCAGGACUUCAGCCGUCACGGGAGCCUGUCUCCGGCGAUUCGAAAUGCGCUUUAAAAUCCGUUGGUUUGGGUGUUAUUUUCUAUAGAAAUGAGGAGAAAGAGGAGAGGCACAGACAGCGCCAGCGAGGGGAGUGAUGAGUCAAUACAACUAAUAAUUUAAUGGGGACACAGAGAGGGAAAGAGAGAAAGAAAGAGGAGCUCCGUCCGGGUACGAAUAAAACGAACAGAACACAUCAUAGAGCAGGGAGCUGUCAUGCAUUUAUAGCACGCCUAAUCCGUCUUCAAGACUGGAAACUAAAACGCACUUUUUUUACCUGUUUAUAUCUGGUAAUCAUAGCAUCGUCUUCACGUGAGAAGGCAAAUCAUUUUCGCUUCAUUUUUCUCCUGGACAGUAGUGGCUAAACUAACGCACCACUGGAGAUGUUUAUAGCUAGCUACAUAGCCACAGAAAAUAUAGGAUGGUUAUUGCUUGAAAGCAAAUGAUAGAUAUCAGCAAUUGUUUACUUCUAUUUCCGCUGUUGUUUCCUUGAUUUUCAUGGUGGAUUUAUCAGCAGUGUGAACUGUACAUAACUCGUCGCACUUGUAACCGAUUUCUAGCUACCCUAUCUGUUUAGCGACAGUAUUUGGCUACUUUUCUUAGCAUUAUUUCAGGUGUAUGUAGCUCUGGCUAGUUUGAAUAUGGCGAACAUUUAAUGAUAGCAAGCAGUAACGUCAAUUAGUGUUUUCAGCUCUAUAUUAGCUACACAUUUCGGUCGCCUCUGAAUUAAGCGCUUACACAUGCUAUCGAUUAUCGGAACAGUUCCCAUUUGUUCUUACUUUUAUGUUAUCGCUUUACUAUUUUGGGAAAUCGUCUUUUCGCCCUUCAGUGAAAGAACAAAUAUUCGUUCGGAAGGCUGUUGAUAUCUGUUGUCAUACAGACCUAGAAAGCAUCUAUCGGCGAAGUUCUCCUUCAUCUUAAAGAACUUGAAGAAGGCGUUAUUCAACCAGACGACUUUAUAUGGUUUCGAGUUUUGAAGUGCUGAGUUUCAGGUGACUGUGAGCUGUGGAGCUGAGGGCGAUGGAGCAUCUCAGCGAGUCGUGCCUGGGGAAGGAGAACUGUGAGUUGCCCAACAGCAUUGGAGAGCCCAAGGGGCCCCCCGCCAAGCUCGCGCGGCUCGAGCAGAAUGGGAGCCCCCUAGGAAGGGCCCGUCUGGGAAGCACAGGGGCCAAGUUGUCUGGGGUGACCCUCAAACCUUCAGGACACCUCUUGAAGACCUGCCACAAGAAAGGCAACAUGCUCCCAGUGUUCUGCGUGGUGGAGCACUAUGAAAGCCCCAUCGAGUUCGACAGCAAGGAGGAGCACGCCGAGUUUGUGCUGGUGAGAAAGGACAUGCUCUUCAACCAGCUCAUCGAGAUGGCUCUCCUCUCACUGGGCUACUCGCACAGCUCUGCCGCACAGGCCAAAGGUCUGAUUCAGGUGGGCAAGUGGAACCCCGUGCCCCUCUCUUACGUGACGGACGCCCCGGACGCCACGGUGGCGGACAUGCUGCAGGACGUGUACCAUGUGGUCACGCUGAAAAUCCAGCUGCACAGUUGUCCUAAACUGGAGGACUUGCCCCCAGAACAGUGGACCCACUCCACAGUAAGAAAUGCCCUCAAGGAGUUACUCAAAGACAUGAACCAGAGUUCUUUGGCAAAAGAAUGCCCCUUAUCACAGAGUAUGAUUUCCUCCAUUGUGAACAGCACUUACUAUGCAAAUGUCUCGGCGGCGAAGUGUCAGGAAUUUGGUCGCUGGUAUAAACAUUUCAAGAAGACAAAAGAUAUGAUGGUGAUGCGCCAGCCCUCCCAGCUGGAGGGGUACCUGGGGACCUGCGUCCUCCACGACAGCCCCCGCGCCACCGCGUUAGCGGAGAUGGACAGCCUGUCGGAUCUCUCCCCACCCGGGACCAAUCACAUGGGCUUCAGCCAGCAGCCCAUCCCGGGCAGCACCGCCGAGCAGCCCCCCUCGCCCGCGCCCAUGCCCCACGGGGGCCAGCCCUCCGGCCGGGCCCAGCUGCCCAGCCUGCACCCCGGCCUGGUGUCCACCCCCAUCAGCCCGCAGCUGGUCAACCAGCAGAUCGUCAUGGCUCAGAUCCUCAACCAGCAGUACGCCGUCAACCGGCUCCUGGCCCAGCAGUCCCUGAGCCAGCAGUACCUGAACCACCCGCCCGUCAACCGCGCCCUCAACAAGCCCAUGGAGCCGCAGGUGUCCUCCAACACAGAGGUCUCCAACGAGAUCUACCAGUGGGUGCGGGACGAGCUGAAGAGGGCCGGGAUCUCACAGGCCGUGUUCGCCCGAGUGGCAUUCAACAGGACACAGUGCAGAUGGAUUGAUAGUGCGUUUACUCUGCGGAAGGGCUUGCUCUCUGAGAUCCUGCGGAAAGAAGAGGACCCGAAGACAGCGUCCCAGUCCCUGCUGGUGAACCUGCGCGCCAUGCAGAACUUCCUGCAGCUGCCCGAAGCCGAACGCGACCGCAUCUAUCAGGACGAGCGAGAACGCAGCCUGACCGCAGCCUCGGCCAUGGGCCCCACGCCCCUCAUCAGCACCCCCCCUCCCCGCCCUGUGCAGCCCAGGAGAGACGAGUGUAAUAACGUGAGGCCUGAGGACUGGAACCCUAGAAUCCCAGUGGGCAUCUCUCCUGUGAAGCCCUCUCCAAUCCCCUCUGAAUGGAAUGGGAAGGUGGACAGUUGUGUGCUGAACAUCAAUGCCUCCAUCUAUGACGAGAUACAGCAGGAGAUGAAGCGUGCCAAGGUCUCUCAGGCACUCUUCGCAAAGGUGGCAGCCUCCAAGAGUCAGGGUUGGCUGUGUGAGCUGUUGCGCUGGAAGGAGGACCCUUCUCCAGAGAACCGCACCCUGUGGGAGAACCUGUCCAUGAUCCGCCGCUUCCUGAGCCUGGCCCAGACGGAGCGCGACGCCAUCUACGAGCAGGAGAGCAGCGGAGGCCCGCAGCACCACGCCGACCGCCCCCCUCAGCUCAUGCACGUGCCCUCCGACCCCAUGCAGGUGGGUGCGGACUGGAGACUGGCUAAGGCCCUGCCGCAUCAACAACCUCAGCACCAGCCCCUGAUGCCUCAGCAGCAUCCGUCCCAGCCCUCUCUUUCCCAGCAGCCCUUGCAGCAGCCGAUGCAGCAGCAGCAGGCGGGGCCGCGCCUGCCCCCUCGCCAGCCCUCCACAGCCUCGCCCGCCGAAUCAGAGGACGAGAGCCGGAGCAAAGGGCGGCCGGGGAACAAGAUCUCCCUGGAGGCCCUGGGCAUCCUGCAGAGCUUCAUCCAGGACGUGGGCCUGUACCCCGACGAGGAGGCCAUCCACACCCUGUCGGCCCAGCUGGACCUGCCCAAGCACACCAUCAUCAAGUUCUUCCAGAACCAGCGCAUCUACGUCAACCACCACGGCAAGCUGAAGGACCACGCGGCCUUCGAGGAGGACCUGGCCAGCUUCAAGGAGGGCGAGCUGCUGAAGGACCUGGACGAGAGCACGCAGACCAGCAGCACCAUCUUCUCCAUCAAGAUCGAGGAGCACCUGACCGGAGAGGUCCAGUCCGAGUCCGACCAUGACUCCAAAGAGUAGCCCUGGCGCUCACUCUCCCUUCUUGCAGUGCCACUGUAAUACUAUUUAAACAGACUUGUUUGUUUCUUUUGAUUUUGUAAAAAAAAAAAUUAAAAAUACACCCUGUAAUAUUCACUGUAAAGACUGAUGCAUCAUUUAAUAACUUGCACAAAAAAAUGUUACCAUGGAAAUUUGCUGACUGCACUUGAUGUCCAUUGUUUUUACACUGAUUUUGAGCUACUGAUAAAGUCAAUGGAGUUUGAUAGACUUUCAUAGGUGUUUACGUACGUGGUGUUCACUGGAUUUUAAAAUGCAUAAGUAGAAAAAAAGUCAACGACUAGGCCUUAAAGGUGAGGUACCAAGUCUGACGCCUGCUAGCAGAAUUGCUAUGAUUUUAGAGCAUAAACUUGAUUACGGACCACUCAAACUCUGGAACCUGAGGACGCAUGAGCACUGAGGAACGGCUCAAUCUUUACAAUAUUAUUUGUUAGGAAGAAAUAUAAAUAUAUAGAGAGACAUAUAUUAACUGUAAAAAGAUACAGUUUUAAAGAGAAACUAUGCCAACAAAUGCCUUGUACUAUAUGGCACUGCCGAUGUUCAAUUAUUUUGCAAAAACGUUGUCACUGUAAUUUCUGAAUCUCCACACAGUUUGAAAUGUGAAACACAACCUUUCUUUGUUUUUGUCAUCAUUCAUUAUUUAUUUGCAGAUCGUUUUGCAGCGUUCUGAUGUAAUUACUUUGUUUUUGUUGAUUUGAAAUUUUUUGUUAUGUAAUGCUUUUUAUUUUACUGAUAUUUUCUAUUUAUAAAUGUAAUUUUGAUGGGCAGUAAAAAAAAAACAAGUGUCUUAAACGUUUUAAAUGGAAAAUGUGCUUUAAAGGUUGCCUAUAAAAAGUGCUAUAUGUCAAGCAACUCAUGCUACAAGCUUCACGAUUAAUGUUGUAUGCAAUUUUUACUAUCAUGCAAAUAAGCUUAGGUAAAUUACUAACCUAUAGAACACCUUAGAGGAAAAAAAAACAUAUGCAAUUUAUGUGAAAAUUGAUGUUUGCAAUGUGUCUUCCUUUGGUUAACAAUCCAAUUUGAAGCUAUUCCUGUAUAAAUAUUCUGUAUAAAAAGUGUUUCUUUUUUAUGAGUUUAUUGCAAUGAGAACACCGGUUAUUUUGUUACAACUGACUGUUUUAUAAGUGUUUCUCGGUUUCUUUAUGCAGAAAUGGUCUAACUAGGAGUGGUUAUUGAUUGUUAAUGACACAAUUAAACUGUUUGUAUUGUA
Conger conger (European conger) is the source of this 5239-nucleotide messenger RNA. RefSeq names its product SATB homeobox 1b (gene satb1b). Bases 1465 to 3993 code for a protein of 842 amino acids. Gene Ontology annotation, biological process: chromatin remodeling; regulation of transcription by RNA polymerase II. Gene Ontology annotation, molecular function: RNA polymerase II cis-regulatory region sequence-specific DNA binding; DNA-binding transcription factor activity, RNA polymerase II-specific. The record is from RefSeq and is a predicted model, not a curated record. The transcript has 13 exons. NCBI's taxonomy places the organism in Eukaryota, Metazoa, Chordata, Actinopteri, Anguilliformes, Congridae.